GCGCAUGCGCAGGCGGCGGCGGCGGCGAGGCUACUGGUCGCGCGAGCGGCCGGCGCUAUGGGGCUGAGCCGUGUGCGGGCCAUUUUCUUUGACUUGGAUAACACUCUCAUCGACACUGCCGGGGCGAGCAGGAGAGGCAUGUUGGAGGUGAUAAAACUCUUACAAUCAAAAUACCAUUAUAAAGAAGAGGCUGAAAUCAUCUGUGAUAAAGUUCAAGUUAAACUCAGCAAGGAAUGUUUUCAUCCUUACAAUACAUGCAUUACUGAUUUAAGGACUUCACAUUGGGAAGAAGCAAUCCAGGAAACAAAAGGUGGUGCAGCCAAUAGAAAAUUGGCUGAAGAAUGUUAUUUCCUUUGGAAAUCUACACGUUUACAGCAUAUGACACUAGCAGAAGAUGUCAAAGCCAUGCUUACUGAACUUCGAAAGGAGGUCCGCCUACUUCUCUUAACGAAUGGGGAUAGACAGACCCAGAGGGAGAAGAUUGAGGCUUGUGCCUGUCAGUCCUAUUUUGAUGCUGUCGUUGUAGGUGGAGAGCAGAGAGAGGAGAAACCAGCACCAUCCAUAUUUUAUUACUGCUGCAAUCUUCUUGGAGUACAACCUGGGGACUGUGUGAUGGUCGGUGACACAUUAGAAACCGACAUCCAAGGAGGCCUCAAUGCAGGAUUGAAAGCAACAGUCUGGAUCAAUAAAAAUGGAAUAGUGCCACUAAAGUCCUCCCCAGUUCCGCAUUACAUAGUUUCUUCUGUGCUGGAGUUACCUGCUCUCUUACAAAGUAUAGACUGCAAAGUCAGUAUGUCCACUUAAAGCACAUAAAAGGACAUGAUUAUGAAUGUUAGAGUCAAUUUGCAGAGUAUGAAAUAAGAAAAGUUAGGGCACUCCACUUACGAUAAUCCAGCUCUAAUUUUACUUAUGAUUUAAUGGCCAAUAUUUUGAAGAGCUUCCCAACCCUAUUGCUUCUAAGUUGUAACAACCAACCAUUGAGUGGUACUUCUAUCUGAAAAUUCAAAUUGCAUUAAUACAGGUCAGUAGUGUAGCUCAGAAAAUUUGAGGAAAUAUAUUAUUUGUUAGUCCGUAACUGGAGCUUUUUAAAAUUAUGUUAUUAAUCUUUUAGUAUCUUGGGUGCAUAACACCAAGCAGGAUUGCUUUACAUAUGGAUGCACAAAUGUAAGGUUUAUCUUUUGGCAUAAAAAUAGAUAUUCUAAAACACAUUUAUCAAAGCAACUGAAUCUGGUUAAUAUGAAAUAAGUACUAAGUCACAUGCAAAUCAAGGUAUUUUAUAGUGAAAUUAUUUUGCAUAUUUUGAAAGCAUAAACCAUAGUUUUUGCCUACUUUGGAUGUAUACUUUCUUUUAUGAAUCUGAUUUUUCUGUAUGACUUUUUUUUUUCAGAGGGCAGGGAGCAAUUUUCCUAUGGCAUGUGACAGAUUCCUCCAGUUAGAAAAAGCUAUUAAAAUCAACACGUGGUGCUCCUUUACCAUGACGUUUUCUCACCUGUGCACAGUAAGCUGGUAGCUUCCUUGUAGUCUUCACCUCUCCAGGAAAUGUUUUCACUAUCUUUUCCUGGACACACAGUGGGGUUGAGGGAGCUAGACUGUUUUGCUAUAGAUAAUUGCAAGGCACAUGGCACUAAAAGUCAUUUUUCUUUUGUGGAUCCGUAAGAGGAACAUUUCCUCAGUGUAGCCUAACCAUGCAGCCCCAAUCCGUUCCUUUUUUUGUUUGUUUUUUUGAAAUGGGAUCUCUGUCACCCAGGUUGGAGUGCCAUGGCACCAUCUCGGCUGACUGCAACUUCUGCCUCCUGAGCUCAAGUGAUCCUUCCACCUCAGCCUCCCAAGUAGCUGGG
Molecule: messenger RNA, 1838 nt
Organism: Rhinopithecus roxellana (golden snub-nosed monkey)
Lineage: Eukaryota; Metazoa; Chordata; Mammalia; Primates; Cercopithecidae
Gene: NANP
Product: N-acetylneuraminic acid phosphatase
Exons: 2
Coding region: 58-804 (248 amino acids)
Molecular function (GO): hydrolase activity
Source: RefSeq, a predicted model, not a curated record